GCCCGUACUCAAGAUGGCGGCCGCGGGAGGGCGUGGCUAGUGGUCCCGGGGACGUGAGGAGGAGCGGGAUCAUGGCGGCGGCCAAGGAGCGGGGUCCUGGGGACCAGGAGGAGGAGGAAGAGCAGUUGGUCUUGGUGGAAUUGUCAGGAAUUAUUGAUUCAGACUUUCUCUCAAAAUGUGAGAAUAAAUGCAAGAUUUUGGGAAUUGACACUGAGAGGCCCAUUCUGCAAUUGGACAGCUAUGUCUUUGCUGGAGAAUAUGAAGACACUUUUGGGACCUGUGUUAUAUUUGAAGAAAAUGUCGAACAUGUGGAUGCAGAAGGCAACAAUAAAACAGUGCUAAAAUAUAAAUACCAUACAAUGAAGAAGCUCAGUAUGACGAGAACUCUUCUAACAGAAAAGAAGGAAGGAGAACAAAACAUAGGUGGUGUGGAGUGGCUGCAAAUCAAGGAUAAUGAUUUCUCCAGUAGAACCAACAUGAUGUGUAGCUUUCUACAUGAAAAUGAAGAUGAAGAAGCUGUAGCUCCAGCUCCUGAUAAACCUUUGGAGUUAGAAGAGCAAGAGAUUCAAAUGAAAGAUGAUUCAAACCUGAGUUAUGAACAAGGGAAACCACCACACAUAGAAAUAGAGGAUUCUGGCCCUCUUGUUGAUAUUCCUUCUUCUGAAACAGAAAGUUCUAUUUUUAUGGAAACUCAAGAUGCUGCCUUAGACAUCACUCCUAGAUGAAAUGUUUUCUGUAAUAGUUAGUUAUGAACUUUUAAGAGUUUUUAUGUAGAAUAAUUGUGUAGCUU
Molecule: messenger RNA, 790 nt
Organism: Hipposideros armiger (great roundleaf bat)
Lineage: Eukaryota; Metazoa; Chordata; Mammalia; Chiroptera; Hipposideridae
Gene: GTF3C6
Product: general transcription factor IIIC subunit 6
Exons: 6
Coding region: 72-725 (217 amino acids)
Biological process (GO): transcription by RNA polymerase III
Cellular component (GO): transcription factor TFIIIC complex
Source: RefSeq, a predicted model, not a curated record